AUGAUUUCUAACCGAAGAAUACUCCGUCAAUCUCACUUAUUGUUAUACAUACUGUUAUUUGUUUACAGAGAAACUGGUGUAUUCGAUCCGAACUACUUCCCAUCGGCAUCAUUACAAGUGAGAUACGUUCCAGACGGAAAAGUACUCAUAUCUUUCUGCAUGGCUAUAAUCUUUUUCAUCUCAUUGUUCUGA
Messenger RNA from Trichobilharzia regenti, 192 nucleotides. Lineage: Eukaryota; Metazoa; Platyhelminthes; Trematoda; Strigeidida; Schistosomatidae. The record is from the annotation of a GenBank genome assembly.